CUCUCAAACCCACUCGAAAUCCAGACGAUCAGUCAUAGAGAUGGAGUACUCCCACCUCUUACCUGUUGUUUUGGCCUUUUCAAUAAUAUUUCUCUACUCUCUGAUACUAAAAUACUCCUCAAGGGUAGCGAGAAAACUCAACCUUCCACCGCAAGCCUGCGGCGCUAGGCCGAUAAUCGGCCACCUCCACUUAUUGAGAGGCUCAUCAGAACCAGCCCACAUAGUGUUGGGUAAGAUGGCCGAUCAGUACGGACCCAUCUUCACUAUGAAGAUGGGGAUGAAGAGAACCAUAGUCGUCAGCAACUCAGAAAUGGCCAAGGAGUGUUUAAAGACAAAUGACGUCAUCUUCGCCGGCCGUCCGAAGGGUCUAGCCAGAGAAACCCUCGGCUACGACGGUGCCUUCUUUGUCUUCAGCCGUUACGACCACUACUUCCGUAAGAUAAGGAGGAUAGUCAUGACGGAAGCCUUGUCCAGCCACCGCCUCGAAACCCUAAAACACAUUCGGGAAUCCGAAGUGAAGGCGGCGAUAAAGGGAAUCUUUGACAGAAUCAGGAGGAGGGAUGGUGGUGGUUCGAAUUCGAAGAAGGAUUCCGGGGUGGUGGUGGAGAUGGAAGAAUGGUUUGAGGGCAUAAACGAGAACGUGAUAUUUCGGAUGAUAGUAGGGAAACGAUUUUCAGAAGCUGGGAAGAUCUUAAAUUCUGAGAAAGGUGAUUUGAUUUUGAGGGAGAAGAUUAGGGGAUAUGUGAAAUUGCUUGCAGCUUUUGCAGUGUCCGAUACGAUACCAUUCUUGAGGUGGUUGGACUUGUUUAGGGUUAAGAGAGAGAUGAAGAAGAUGGCUAAAGAGGUGGACGUUCUGCUUGAAGGAUGGUUGGAAGAGCAUAAGCAGAAGAGGAAGACGAAUAACUCAAAGAGUGAUAGUGAUGAUAAUGAGGAGAGAGAUUUCAUGGAUGUGAUGAUUUCAAUUCUAGAUGGUGAUGACAAUGUUACUUCUACUUAUGAUGCUGAUACUAUCAAUAAAGCUGUCUCCUUGACUAUUAUCUUAGGAGGUAUAGAUACUAUAACCGGGACAUUGACAUGGAUUCUGACUUUACUUCUCAACAACCGUGAAGUGCUAAAGAAGGCUCAACAAGAGUUAGACCAACAUGUUGGUAGAGAGAGGCAAGUCAAGGAAUCAGACACUGAAAACUUGGUUUAUCUCCAAGCCGUUAUCAAAGAAACCCUGCGCUUAUACCCUCCUGGACCAAUCCCACGGCCUGAUCACGAGUCCACGGAAGACUGCGUCGUCGGUGGCUACCAUAUCCCAGCAAAAACUCGCCUCGUGAUAAAUAUUUCCAAGAUUCAACGUGAUCCGAAGGUGUGGCCUGACCCGAAUGAGUUUCGACCUGAGAGGUUUCUCACAACUCACAAGAGCGUUGAUGUUAGAGGUCAGGAUUUUGAGUUGAUACCCUUCAGCAGUGGUAGAAGAAUUUGUCCUGGAAUGUAUCUUGCCCUAAAGAGUAUGCCUCUUCUACUCGCUUCUUUGCUUCACGGUUUUGAACUUUCGACCCUAGGGGAAGAGCCGGUUGACAUGAGUGAGGCAGGGGGACUGACCAACCAUAAAUCUGGCAAGGUUGAAGUCUUGCUCACUCCACGCCUUCCCGCUCGACUCUAUGGGCAUUAG
This is a messenger RNA of Rosa chinensis, 1660 nucleotides long. RefSeq names its product cytochrome P450 CYP82D47. Lineage: Eukaryota; Viridiplantae; Streptophyta; Magnoliopsida; Rosales; Rosaceae. The transcript is spliced from 2 exons. The coding region runs from base 41 to 1660 and encodes 539 amino acids. Gene Ontology annotation, biological process: defense response to other organism. Gene Ontology annotation, molecular function: oxidoreductase activity, acting on paired donors, with incorporation or reduction of molecular oxygen; iron ion binding; heme binding. The record is from RefSeq and is a predicted model, not a curated record.